UGCAUGUUAAACAGUGCUAUAAAAAGAUAGAUUCAAAUCAUACUUUGCAAUGUAUUUAUAGCACAGUGCCAUUAACUUAUAAUUUUCCACACAAAAUCUUGAACUAACUUGAAAAAUAUUCAAGUUGGAAUAAUGCCUCAUGACAAUUUGAGAGAUCAGUGCUUAGCUUCUAAAUCAUUGCCUGGAGACAAUGAUGAUGGCAAAGAGCUGGAGGCUGCUCAUGUGUAUCUGCUGCUCAAGAAAGACCUCCGCAUUUCUCGGAAUGUUCGAGCAGAGUGGUACCUGGAACAUCUCAAUACGGUCAUCAGAGUGCCACGCUGCACUUCAAUUCAUGAUCUCACUGAGGAACUCAAUGUGAUGUCUGCUGAGCCCUUUGAUCCUCCUGCUGAUUUUGACAGUGAUACAGCUCAUGAAUACAGGUUUCGUAUCACACGACGGACUGAGGUGCACUGCUUGUCUCGCAAGUACCGGCUUGUGUACGGGCUAGACUUGUCCCCUUCGAUGUGCCGGGUCAUCCUUGGAAAUGAUGGACGGGCACAUGUUUUGCUUGACAAAGUGCACACUGCUUUGAAGAAUGCAAUUAAAGGAGUUUUGCAGCCUUUUCUUGUGCCUGGUUAG
This is a messenger RNA of Hyalella azteca, 618 nucleotides long. RefSeq names its product KICSTOR complex protein SZT2-like. The transcript has 3 exons. The coding region runs from base 133 to 618 and encodes 161 amino acids. NCBI's taxonomy places the organism in Eukaryota, Metazoa, Arthropoda, Malacostraca, Amphipoda, Hyalellidae. Gene Ontology annotation, cellular component: peroxisome. The record is from RefSeq and is a predicted model, not a curated record.